GGUAAAAGAUGGCAAACGUCACACUUGUUUAAUUAUUGUCAUCUCCCUCACUCUCUCAUCACCAGCUUCAAACUUUCACAACCUCUCUCUCUCUCUCUAGCUCACUGUUCAUUUUGCAGAAUCUAAUAAUAACAAAAUAUGGACUACGAAAGGAUUCACAACCCACUUCAGGCUGGUAUAAUAUCUCCUAGUAAAUUGAGGAUGAAACUAAUGGGCCAGAGAAAAAAAGAUGCAGGAGGUUCAAGAAGCAGUUCUGCAAGAACAUCUCCUUCUAAACUUGAAGAUGCAGACUUUGUCAACAACAGUUUAUUAGCUUCAAAUUCUGAUGAAGAAGUUUCUAGCAUGGGGAUUUCAUCAUUGUCAUUCGAUAACGGGCAAGUUGAGCAGGGUAUUGGGCAACAUAUGAAAGAGGUUCGUGUGAAGCCCAACCAGUUUCAAAAGACAGAUUGCAGUAAUUCGAGUUCGGUUCAUCCUAUAAGGUCAUUGGAAGAUGAUAAUCUUGAUUAUGAUAGUAAUGCAAGCUCAUCUAGCUUUGAGUUUCAUAAACACGAAAGAUCAAGUCAAAAUGCUAUUUCAAGAUCCCUGUUGAGACCUAUGUCUUCUAAAUGGAAUGAUGCUGAAAAGUGGAUAAUUAAUAAACAAAAUAUGCAUUAUCAUAAUUCGAAAAACACUAUGCAAAACCGAGUGAAUUUUGGAGGCGUUAGAGGUUAUUCUGAGUCUAAUAUUAGUUCUGUUAAACGGGUUGACUUUAGUAGUCAACCCGCAUUGCAAUUGGGGCCAGAUAGAUUUUCAUUUACACCCUCUGGCUCACAACACCACCCCGUUUCGAGUCAAACAAAUGACCCGAGGGGGUCAAUCGAUCAAUGUCCUGAAAGUAAAGAUUUAAAAGAAAUCGACACCCAAAGUUCAAAUAAUGAUGUAAGAUCUGUGUCGAUGAGAGACAUGGGAACGGAAAUGACUCCAACUCCGAGUCAAGAACCGUCAAUGACUUCCACACCCGUGGGGGCCACAACCCCGCUUCGUAGUCCAAGUUCUUCAAUCCCAUCUUCACCUAGAAGAGGCAGACCCACAUCCACACCUAUACAACACACGGUUAACAACGACUCGCAGAUCCCAAAAGUGUUGACCGAGCAAGAAGUCAAACUUAGAACCCGCAAGGAGAUCUUACAGCUAGGGAUGCAGCUCGGGAAGACGAACAUCACUGCAUGGGCUAGCAAAGAAGAUAUGGAAAAGAAAGCAUCGGAUGUUGAAAAUGACGAGGAAACGUUGAGGAUUGAAUAUGAAAAACGGGCUGCUGCUUGGGAAGAUGCUGAAAAAUCUAAACAUAACGCAAAAUUCAUGCGCGAAGAGAUCAAAAUUCAAGCUUGGGAGAGUCAGCAGAAGGCGAAACUUGAAGCCGAAAUGAGAAGAAUAGAGGCUGAAGUUGAACAAAAAAGAGCCCAUGCACAAGCAAAGAUGUUGAAAAAGAUUGCAAUGGCAAAACAGAAGUCGGAGGCGAAACGGGCUGCAGCAGAAGCCUUAAAGAGCAGGCAGGCGGCUCGGGCAGCAGCGCAAGCCGAAUACAUUAGGCAAACGGGUCGAAUUCCGCCAUCGUCCCCCAACAGCUGUUGUGGGUGGUCAUAAGAAUAAUAAUAAUAAUUAUCUGUAAUUAGUCCAGUUUGGUUUGGUGGUGUAAUAUUUGCAUAAUUUCUUGUUUGGAUUUGAUGAUCCAGCAAUCACACAUAAUAUGAGUUGUUGGUAGUUGAUGGCAGGUGGUACCACAGUAAAUUUUAUUAUUAUUAUUAUUA
Molecule: messenger RNA, 1787 nt
Organism: Helianthus annuus (common sunflower)
Lineage: Eukaryota; Viridiplantae; Streptophyta; Magnoliopsida; Asterales; Asteraceae
Exons: 5
Coding region: 139-1623 (494 amino acids)
Source: RefSeq, a predicted model, not a curated record